Aspergillus tanneri is the source of this 2118-nucleotide messenger RNA. Its product is annotated as putative phosphoinositide phosphatase (Sac1). NCBI's taxonomy places the organism in Eukaryota, Fungi, Ascomycota, Eurotiomycetes, Eurotiales, Aspergillaceae. The record is from RefSeq and is a predicted model, not a curated record. Gene Ontology annotation, molecular function: phosphatidylinositol-4-phosphate phosphatase activity. Gene Ontology annotation, biological process: phosphatidylinositol dephosphorylation. Gene Ontology annotation, cellular component: endoplasmic reticulum. The transcript has 3 exons. Bases 1 to 2118 code for a protein of 705 amino acids.
AUGGCCACUUCUAUCCUCCCGUUUCGGGACAUCAACCUCCAUGCCUCUGCCGCUCAUUACGCCUUUACGUCCCCGUCGUCACCCAAUGCUCCUGCGCUGGUAGUUGACCGUCCGACCGGUGACUUGCGUCUCCACAAUGGUCCUCUUUCUGGUGCGAAACGCAUAUCCAGUAUUGCUGGUAUCUUGGGUAUUAUCAAGUUGAAACUGGAUAAAUAUAUCAUAGUGAUCACCAAGGCUCAGCCCAUGGGCCGGCUGCGCGGCCAUAUGGUGUACAAAGUCGCUGGAACCGAGUUCUUACCCCUUCGUGAACGUCCGUUGCAUGAUAACGAUGAAGAUACCUAUCUGGCGCUAUUGAAGGAAUUACUACGAACGGGCCCGAUGUAUUUCUCGUAUGCGUUAGAUCUUACGAGCAGUUUCCAGCGCCAGUCGCAAAGCGAUGCGAGCCUCCCGAUGUGGAAGCGGACGGACGACCGUUUCUUUUGGAAUCGAUUUAUCCAGUCGGACUUGAUCGACUUCAGCCUAGGCGGGCAGGACACAACAAAUCUGCGCUAUGGAGCCCAGCCCGGGGUCGAUCCCUAUAUUCUGCCGGUGAUGUACGGAAUGCUACGUAUCACUCCAGCAAGGGUCAAGUCGACUACGUUCACAUUCGCACUCAUCACUAGGAGAUGCCGUCAUCGUGGUGGAACGAGAUACUUCUCACGCGGCAUAGAUGAACAUGGCCACGUCUCCAAUUAUAAUGAGACCGAGCAGGUCGUCAUCUUAAACGAUGCAGCCGGGGGCCUAGCGGGUUUUGCGGGCGGCCAGUCGAUGAAGGAGAAAUCGAAUGCACCGGGCCAGGACCUACAAGUGAUGGCUUUUGUCCAAACCAGAGGAAGUGUGCCGGUGUAUUGGGCCGAGGUCAAUAACCUCAAGUAUACCCCCAAGCUUCAGGUUCGUGGAGUGGAAACGGCCGUCGAGGCUGCUCGGAAGCAUUUUACCGAGCAGAUCCGAUUAUACGGGGAAAAUUAUCUAGUCAACCUGGUCAAUCAGAAAGGAAGAGAAGAGCGUGUGAAGUCGGCAUACGAGCAGCUAGUACGCACUUUGGUAUCGUCCUCAACCGAAAGUACCGAGGCUGACGCACAAUCCCCCGAGAAAGUACACAUUUUGGAGUCAAGCCAGAAGCAGAAAGAGCUCGACCGACUGCAUUAUGUGUACUUUGACUUCCACAACGAAACCAAGGGCCUCAAGUGGCAUCGUGCGGAGCUUCUGAUGGACCGAUUGCUGGAGGGACUCACGCGGGGUGGUUAUUUCCGUGGUGUGGAAGACCCCGGUGUCCCUGACGGGCGGUUGGAUAUUCGAUCUUCGCAGAGCAGUGUUGUCCGCACCAACUGCAUGGACUGCUUGGAUAGAACGAAUGUGGUGCAGAGUAUGCUGGGGCGCUGGGCCAUCACGCGGCAACUCACCGAUGCCGGGGUUCUUCGAGCCGGGGAGGCGGCGAACGACGAUCGGGGCUUCGAGAACUUAUUCCGGAACAUCUGGGCUGACAAUGCAGAUGUCGUUUCCAAAUCGUACUCUGGGACCGGAGCAUUGAAAACCGAUUUCACUCGCACUGGCGAACGCACUCGGGCGGGAAUGCUGCAGGAUCUGAACAAUUCUAUCACCCGAUAUGUGCGCAACAACUUCAUGGACGGACCCAGGCAAGAUGCAUUCGAUGUCUUCCUGGGCACGUACCUUCCGCCGGAUUCAACCCUUGGAAGCUUGCAGGUCUUUACUGACCGGCGGCCGCUUACUAUCCAAGCCAUCCCUUACAUCCUGGCUGCGGGCGUGUUUUUCGUCGUGGUUUCUAUGCUAUCAAAGCGGUUACCUGAUGCUGCAGUGUGGCCACUACGCUUAUUCGUUAUUGUGUGCCUCGUAGUUUCCGCCUGGUGCGCGCGCUUCGUCUUUGGGCAUGGGAUGCUUUAUGUAAAUUGGCCCAAAUUAAACACUCCUACGGCUGGCUCCGAAGGUUAUCAGGAUGCGCUUCUUAAGGCUCAUACGGACCCCGUUAUUGGACGGUUUCUCCCCUCGAACAGACACCAGAGAGGCUAUAGCAGUGCUCGGUUGGGUUUUCUGGAAGAGGGCAAAAAAAGGAUCGAAUAA